AUGAAUCACAAGAACGCUAGGCUAGAUAACGUGGUGCGCCCCAGGACCUUCACAGGAUCGCUCCUAUAUUUGUCUCUACUGCUCCUCCUGGUUCACCCCUUCAUCGUAGCACCUGCAAAUCUGCUCCCAGCCGUGGAACCAAAACGUCAUUAUGAGGUCAGAAUUAUAGCUGAAACGAGCUCGUCAAAUGAUGCAACACAAAUGGGAGAUGUAAAACCACCAUGUGGGGGGGGAAGUAUAAAACAUGGGGACAGCAUGCAGGGCAGCAGUAAACACUUCGAACAAAUGGAAGCAACAAACACACACCACCAGGUACAUCCAAAGGGCCCAAAAAAAGACGUGCAUGAAAUCCCAAGAACUCCAUUAGGGAACUACAACACGAGCAGUACAAACGUAAAGAGCCAAAUGAAAACAAAAAAUGAAAAAAUAAAUCAGUCACAAAAAAAUAAUCACCCCAACCAUGAAAAACAUAUGCCUGAGCAAAGUAUAAAACUAACAGAACGAGAACUCCAUAUUAUGUUAAAAAAUUUAACAGGAGUUGUCUCUAGGAAACACAUGUUCAUCCUCUGGUUUAACUUCCAUAAUCUCUACGUGCGAAAAUAUAAUGACAUGAUAGAUGAGAUGCGCAUGUAUGCAGAAUCUUUUGCAUCCCGCCAUAACAUGUCGAAAGAAAAUGUGCAAGCAAUUUGGUCCAGAAUCCAUGGAAGGCUCAUUUCUGAACUUAGGCAAAAAGAUGUAAGUUGCAUAAACGCCUUUUUCGAUUUGCUCGACAAAGGAGAAUGCACAGCUGAUGUGUUCAUAGCUUUCCUGGAAGAAACAAAGAAAGUGUGGACCGAUACUAUCGACAAGAUGAGCUUUAAGUGGUAA
Molecule: messenger RNA, 867 nt
Organism: Plasmodium fragile
Lineage: Eukaryota; Apicomplexa; Aconoidasida; Haemosporida; Plasmodiidae
Exons: 2
Coding region: 1-867 (288 amino acids)
Source: RefSeq, a predicted model, not a curated record